Python bivittatus (Burmese python) is the source of this 1153-nucleotide messenger RNA. RefSeq names its product apolipoprotein A1 (gene APOA1). Gene Ontology annotation, cellular component: extracellular region. The record is from RefSeq and is a predicted model, not a curated record. Gene Ontology annotation, biological process: lipid transport; lipoprotein metabolic process. NCBI's taxonomy places the organism in Eukaryota, Metazoa, Chordata, Lepidosauria, Squamata, Pythonidae. Gene Ontology annotation, molecular function: lipid binding.
UUUAUAGCUCCUGCUUAUCUCCAGCAAUAAACAACUCGGCUGGUAUAAAAAGCCUCGACCGACAACCCUGCGGCAAAGAACGCAGCAGACGCCAGAGCCACUCGUAAGAGGUUUGGACGUGGUACAAGAUGCCGACCCUCAACGUGAUCCUGGCUCUGCUGUUCCUUACAGGAGCCCAGGCCCGCUACUUUUGGCAGCACGAUGACCCCCAGCAGACCCCCCUUGAACGCCUGCAAGGCAUGGGCCAGGUUUACCUGGAGUCUGCCAAGGCAGCAGUCAAGCAAGCCGUGGACCAGUUUGACUCCUCCGCCAUGGCCCAGGAGCUGCACCUGAAUAUAGGGGAGAAACUGGAAACCCUAACAACUGUAUUGCGAGAGGUGAAGGAACAGGUAGCCCCUCAGUGGCAAGAAAUAAUAACUGAACUGAAUAAUGGGUGGCAGAACCUGAAGCAAGAUAUGGCCAAAGACGUGGAGGGCAUAAAGGCCCAGAUCCAGCCCUUAGCGCAGAAGCUGAGUGUGAACGUGCAGCACGAGAUAGCCAACUACUUGCGGAAUGUGAAGUCUGUCUCCCAGGAACUGCAUCAACUUGCCCACGAGAAGCUGGCGCCUGUGGCCGAGGGCUUCCGGGACAAGGUGCGAACCCACGUGGAUGAGUUCCGCAAGGACGCAGCUCCCUACACCAAGGAGCUCGAGCAGCUGUUCUACGAGAAGGUCCAGCUGCUGCAGCAGUCGGGUCUCUCUGAGCUCACCAAGUUACAGACUGAGUUGCAGCAGCACGUGAGCAGCGUGCAUGAGAAAUACAGCCCCCUCUGGCAAAAGGCGCACAAGGAGCUGCAGCCCUUGCUGGAGAGAGCAAGGUCCUUGCUUGCAAUCAUCAAGGCUCCGGAGCAGGAGAUCGAGCAGCAGAGCCCCUAGGGCCCCAGCCUUGGCGGCUCCCUCAGCCUGAACCAGCACUGCCUCUCUUCCACCCCUUGCACGGGCCCUGGCGACCUGCCCUAGCCUGGCCACUGGGACAGCUGCAGGGACCGGGCAAUUCCUUUCCAAGACGGAGGAAGGCCAGGACCCUCCUCCCGCUUCUGCCUGGCUCGUGUCCCCCUCCUAGUCUUUUUUCUCCUCUUCUUUUUUGCCAAAUAAAAAAUGAUGACCUCUAAACA